AUGCCAAGGCCUUUAUCCCUGCCUCAAGUCGUCAUGCUUCGCCUAGCUCUCCUUUUCAGUUUUGCCGCCUUCUCGUUGGCAUGCGCUCCAACGACUAAGACGACUACGACGACUACGACAUCUACGACAACCACUACGAGUAAACAAAAGCGCGCAGUUGGUCAAGCACAAGUUACUUUGCUAACCCAUCAGGAUUUUGAUGCAAACAUGAUUCCUGCUUACUUGAAGGUCGUCAGAUCUGCGAUUGAGCAACAUGCAAAAAACCAAAAUNGACGAGAAGACUGAGAACAUCAAUGGAAAAUUCGGUGUCGUCUACACCAUCCUCGGUGUGGACUGUGAUAAGCUGAGUAA
Messenger RNA from Haemonchus placei, 351 nucleotides. NCBI's taxonomy places the organism in Eukaryota, Metazoa, Nematoda, Chromadorea, Rhabditida, Trichostrongylidae. The record is from the annotation of a GenBank genome assembly.